Molecule: messenger RNA, 1117 nt
Organism: Cornus florida
Lineage: Eukaryota; Viridiplantae; Streptophyta; Magnoliopsida; Cornales; Cornaceae
Exons: 5
Coding region: 72-869 (265 amino acids)
Source: RefSeq, a predicted model, not a curated record
CACCGAAAUUGGUGGCUAACACCGACCCGGUCAGUUUUGGUUUGUAACUCACACGAACAACACCACCACCAAUGCUGAUGAACCAUGCGAUGCCUCUGCUCGGCCAAGCUCCGAUUAGAGGAGGAGUAGCUCUAUCAGCCUCUGCAAGUGUGCAAUUCAGCAACCCAAAUCCAACAUUGUUCUCCAAUCGCCGUUCCAAGUUCUUUCCCAUAACCAAAAGAUGCCUCAAUUCCCUCACCGUUGUUGCAAACGCCGACGCCGGUGGCGGCGCUCCUCCUGCCACCACCGACAAAUCUAACCCUCCUUUCAACUCUGACAAGUCGGUUUCAUUCGUCGGCCAAGAAAGUGUUCCCUUGGAAGGUGUUAUUCAGUUCGACAAACCCAAUUCGUCUUCUCUUAUCAACAAGUGGGGUCGUGUGGCUCUGCUUGCUGGUGGGGAUGUGUUAGCUUUGCUUCUGUUCUCUGCAAUCGGAAGGUUCAGCCAUGGUUUUUCUGUUUUUGACACUGAAACCCUAAGAACGGCUGACCCUUUUGUAGCUGGAUGGUUUUUGGGUGCUUAUUUCCUUGGGGGGUUUGGGGAGGACGGCCGAGGAAUGAAUGGUUUCUCUAAGGCUGUUAUUGCUGCUGCCAAAUCUUGGUCCGUGGGUAUUCCAGUGGGAAUGACGAUAAGGGCAGCAACAAUAGGCCAUAUUCCGCCACCUAACUUUAUCCUAGUAACCAUGGGAAGCACUGCUUUUCUACUUAUUGGAUGGAGAGCACUAUUGUCCAGCAUUCUCCCUAGUGACAAAAGCAAGAAGGAUGAUGACUACAGGCGUGGCAGUCCAUUUGAGCUGUUUGAGUUGCUCACAUCUUUAAUCCGAAGGUGGUGAAAUAGUGAUCAUCUGUUUGGCUUGGACCAUUAGCUCUCCGAAAUGAAGUUUUGCAGUUUCUGUAUCCAAACACUCCUUGUACUUGCAGGCAACAAUUGUAACCAGUGAAAAUAAAAAAUUCUUAGAUGUCGUUUUUGUUUUUUUAUUUUGUAUUUAUUAUUUAUUUAUUUUUAUUUUAUGGUUUACAGUAUUUUGUCUAAGUUUCAAUAUAAUGGAAGUUGCUGGACUCUCUUACUGCUUGGAAAGAA